GCUCGCGCCGGAGAGAGAGAGAGAGAGAGAGAGAGAGGCACUCAGGCAUCCCGAUCCCCUUUCCCCUUGGUCGUCUUCCACUCCUCCGGCGGACAUCGAGCGCUUCCGCGGCAGCCGUCGUCGCACCUCCGGCAAGCAGGCGCAACCAGGGCGGAGGUGAUUGACGGCUGGGGCUCGUCGGGUUCGAUUCGCCCGUCGGAAGCGAGAGGGAGCGAGAUCUCAGGUCCAACCAGAAAACCUAACACCGCCUCGCCCUCCUGGUGGCCGGCGAGAUGGCGUCAGCAGCCUACCUCGAGACGGAGGAGAACCUGGAGGCCCUCAUCAGCCGCAUCGAGCAGAAGUCCCGCAAGAUCGAGACCCUCCUCAAGCAGUCGAAGCCGGUGGAAGCCCUCAAGACGGCGCUCGAGGGGUCGCCCCUCAAGACCCGCGACGAGCGAUGCAAGUCGGCGAACUGGAUCGUGGUGCACCGCGCCAUGAUGGCGAUCAGGGACAUCGACGGCAUGUUCAACUCACUGGAUACCGAGUACUACGACAUCCUCAUGAAAUACCUGUACAGAGGUUUGUCCACUGGUGACCGGCCGACGUGUGACCAGUGCCUCAAAAUCCAUGAGAAACUGACGGAGAGAGCUGGCUUAGGAUGCAUACUGCGGUCACUCGCCGACACUGUAAACACUGUGUGAGCCUCCUUCGUCUUCAUCAAGGGUCUAUGCUGUGAAGAUCUUGUCAGGUCGAAUUAGUUGUAUGGACUUUAUAAAUGCUGAAGAUGAUUGUUUUGACCCCUUGUAUUUGCAGUUUGGCAGCUUCGUAGCUGGAUAGAGCAUUUUUGCAUUGUGGCUUAUUUGCAGCUAGUUUGGUUAGUUGCAUCUUGAUUACAAGAUUGGAGUUUUAGAUCCUUUUUUCUGGCAUGUAAACUCAAUCAGCCCAACUCAAAGGCUGAGCGUGCAGAAGAAUCGUUCAGUAUAUGUGUGUAGUAUAGUAACCUAUGAUCGCGUC
Triticum dicoccoides is the source of this 993-nucleotide messenger RNA. Its product is annotated as actin-related protein 2/3 complex subunit 5A-like. Gene Ontology annotation, cellular component: Arp2/3 protein complex; actin cytoskeleton. The record is from RefSeq and is a predicted model, not a curated record. The coding region runs from base 273 to 680 and encodes 135 amino acids. Lineage: Eukaryota; Viridiplantae; Streptophyta; Magnoliopsida; Poales; Poaceae. Gene Ontology annotation, biological process: regulation of actin filament polymerization; Arp2/3 complex-mediated actin nucleation. The transcript is spliced from 5 exons.